Hyalella azteca is the source of this 1152-nucleotide messenger RNA. Its product is annotated as neurofilament heavy polypeptide. NCBI's taxonomy places the organism in Eukaryota, Metazoa, Arthropoda, Malacostraca, Amphipoda, Hyalellidae. The transcript is spliced from 4 exons. The record is from RefSeq and is a predicted model, not a curated record. Bases 88 to 1137 code for a protein of 349 amino acids. Gene Ontology annotation, molecular function: RNA binding.
AAUUCUAAUCUCUUCCGCUACGGUAAAGAGUUGGCAACACCGUUUCACUGCCCAGUGGGCCGUAUUUGUUUACUCUGAAAAGUCACCAUGGAGGUUGCAGCUAAAGCCAAGCCUGCUGCUGCGCCAAAAAAGCCAGCAGCAACGGAAAAGCAAACUGCAGUGAAGAAGCCAGUUACUGCUAAAAAGCCAGUUACUGCUAAAAAGCCAGCUGCUGCCAAAAAGCCAGCAGUAGCCAAAAAGCCAUCUGCUGCCAAGAAAUUGGCUUCUGCUAAAAAGUCAGCUGCUGGUAAGAGGCCAGCUGCUAAAAAGCUUGCCGCAGCCAACAAGAAGGCAGCUCCUGCUGAUGCAGCUGAGUCUAAAGCUGCGCCAGCUAAGCCAUCGGCUGCGCCAGCUCAGCCAUCGGCCGCCAAGUUGAAGAGAGCAAAGGCCAAGGAGGAGAUCAAGGAGAAGAAGAAGGCCUUAAGGAAGGAAAAGGGACCUCGUGAUCCAAGCAAGCCUUCCAAGCGGGCUCUUCAGAAAAAGGCUAACAUUCACUGCCGUAGAAUUUUCAUUGGUAACCUGCCGAGCGAUGCUCGUGAGAAGGACGUCAUGGAGAUGCUGAAGAAGCACCAGUCUGCCAUCGUGAGCAUCAAGGUGCUCAGGAGUACUGGUCGUGGCAAGAAGGCCGAGAAGAACGACAAGGGCAAGAUUAUUCCUCGCACCAGAGGUGCUGCCUUCGUCAGGCUUCGCUACAAGGCUGUUCGUGACGCCAUUCUGAAGCAGAAGGAGUGGACUUUGGGAGGCAAGAAACUGCGAGUGCAGUUGUCACAUAUUAAGAAGAAGCAUCAGGCACGGCUUGAGGCUCAGGCAGAGGCCAAGAAGAAGGUGCUUGCAGCCAAGGAGGAAGGCAUCAAGAAGCAUAAGGAGACCAUGCACAAGAAUUUACUCAAGAACAAGAAGCACGAGAGGAACCUGCACCUCAAGCUCCGCAGAAUGACGUCCAAGAAGGGCACCAAGACGGCCAUCGAGAAGAAGCGCAUCGUGUCGCUGCGCCAGAGGAUCAAGACCAAGAAAGCGAAGGCGAUCGUGCGGACGGAACGCAAAAAGCUGUACGGCGUCAAGGCUCGCAAGGCUAUGGUUCGAUUGUCGAGAAAGUAAACUCGAUCUCGUGCU